Molecule: messenger RNA, 1351 nt
Organism: Indicator indicator
Lineage: Eukaryota; Metazoa; Chordata; Aves; Piciformes; Indicatoridae
Product: cobalamin binding intrinsic factor-like
Exons: 9
Coding region: 1-1305 (434 amino acids)
Biological process (GO): cobalamin transport
Molecular function (GO): cobalamin binding
Source: RefSeq, a predicted model, not a curated record
AUGCUUGGUGUGGCUUUCACCAUCGGGGUGCUGCUGGCCCUGACGGGUGGCACAGAUGCCCGCCGCUGCGUUGCCCCGGAGGCCCUGGUCUCCAGGAUGCUGGGACAGCUGGAGGGCUCGGUCUCAGUGACUGAGCCACCAAACCCCAGUGUCCUGCUGGCCAUGAACCUGGCUGGGGGCAGGGACAGUGAUGCCAACAAGCUGCUGCUCCGUCAGAUAGAGGAGGAGGCUGUGAAGAAAGCCCAAGGUAAGAUGACCUCAGGACAGGUGGCUUUGUAUGUGCUUGCCCUCCUCUCCUCCUGCCAGAAGCCCCAGCAAGUCCAAGCUCUGGGACAAAGCAUCGACCUGGUCCGUGUCCUUCAGCAGAAGACAGACGAGGAGGUGGCCAGCCUGGAGACUGAUGGUGUCCCCAUCACCAGCCUCUUCAGUGUCAGCCUGGAUGCCCUGGCCCUGUGCCUGGUGCAGGCUGGUGGCUACGAAUCAGCAGCUGUGGCCCUGGCCAGGCAGGUGCUGAAGCCUGGAAACCAAAUCUCUGUAGAUACCCGUGCCAUGGUGGUGCAGGCACUGGUGUGCACCUAUGGCCAUGUGGACCUCCAAAGUGUUCGGGACCUGCUCUGGAAGGCAGUGUCCACGGUGACCAACGACUUCCUCAACGAGCAGGAGAGGAGGAAAGGCCAGAUUGGGAACAUCUACAGCAUGGGGGUGGCCCUGCAGGCACUGGAGACCUCCAGCAAGUUUUAUGCCCCCCGGGAGUGGGACUGUGCCCAAGCCUUCAACGUGGUGUACAACCAUGACUACCACCUGCCCAUGGCCAUUGCCCAGGUCCUGCCUGCCCUCGUGGACAAGCCCUACCUGCAGGCAGCCAGCUUGGACUGCACUGCCCACACCAGAACAUCCCCAGACCAAGACUUCUCCCUGUCCCCAAGCCUGGAGACAAGCCAAGAUCACAAAGGUACAGCUGCUCCCACCCUGACAGCCACCAUCGAGGUGCACUACUCCAUCAUCAACAAGCUGCAGGGGGCACACUUUAACCAUUCCAUCCAGGUGGAGGUCCCAGCUGGCUCCACGCUGCUCAGGGUGCUGAAGGUGGCAGAGGAGAAGGAACCUGACACCUUCAGCUUCAAGACAGAGCAGUCAUCCUGGGGCCCCAUGGUGGUCUCCAUCCAUGGGCUGGCUGCCAACCCACGGGACAGGACCUUCUGGGAGUUCCUCAGUGGCAAGGAUGCCCUGGAGGAAGGGGUUGGCACCUACAAGCCCCACGACAUGGAGCACAUCACAGCCAACUUCACCAAGGGAAUUUGGUGAAGACACCAAAGGACCCCUGGCCCCAGCAGCCCCCACAUGGGAGCAA